UUAUAAUAUAUUUUUUGGAUAUUAUACACAAUUUAAAUUUAAUAAAAGGAGAAAUUACCUUCAUUACAAAUUUACAUAAUAUUAUUUAUACGCCAUCAAGUAAACGGUAUACACACAGAAAAUUGCCUAUAUUGAACUCCUUAAAAAUACAAAUCUUCAUCUCUAUAUUAUUAUAUUAAAUACAAUAUAACUUGUGGUAUAAUAAUAUAGAGUAAAAUAAAUUUUUAUUACUGGAAAUUCCCUAUGCAGAGAUCACAGUGACAUUUUCAUACGUUUAUGCUAUUAUUUUAGUGAACAACAUUUAGUCUGUUGACAGUCACUGAAAUGUUAAAGUGUUUUAAAUAAUAUAAAAAUUUGAAAUGGAAGUUUAUAAAUCCAACAAAGGCGGUGACAAAAUGCCUUUUGAAGGCUACACAUAUACAGUUAAGUACGUUGGUGUAAAUCAUAUUACAUGGAGAUGUUCAAAAAGAAAUAGUACAAAUUGUCCUGCAAUACUAAAGACUAGUAUCUUGAAAACAAACCAUUCUGUGACAAUAGGACAUAAUCACUUUGCGAACAAAUCCGAAGUAAAUGCCAUGAUAGCUGUAUCAAAAAUGAAAUUAGCUGCAAAGACAUCUUGUGCAAAUCCAGUCGAGAUUUAUGCUCAAGGUGUUUCUGAGUUAGACGAACGUUCUAAGUCAAUGAUGCCGCUUGAAGAAACCACUAAAAGAACACUAAGAAAUCAAAGAUCAAAAGACAAUCCUGUGGAUCCUGUUAGUCUUAAUGAUUUAAUGAUUGAAAAUGAUUGGUGUACAACUGGAAAACCAUUCCACAAACGUUUACUGCUUGCUGACAAUGGAAUAGGUGCCACUGAAAGAAUAAUUAUAUUUUCAACAGAUGAAGGAUUAAAUAAUUUAGCAUGUGCAUCAACCUGGUACAUGGAUGGGAACUUUGCCCUUGCACCAAAACAAUUUCAACAACUUUACGUUAUACGAGUGCAAGUAAAUAAUGUUUCUACUACAGCAGUUUAUUGUUUAUUGCAAAGAAAAAGCAUGUCAACCUAUGAAUCAAUGCUAAACACAAUACUAAAAAAGUGUGAAGAAAACAAUUUGUGUAUAGAUCCAGUAAUUGUACAUGUGGAUUUUGAAAGGGCCAUGAUUCUAGCAAUUAAAAAUGUUUUAGGAGAUCAUAUAACAAUAAAAGGUUGUUUUUACCAUCUUACUCAAUCAGUUCAUCGUAAGAUUCAAGAGUUAGGUUUAGAAAAUUUGUAUAGGAAUGACAAAGCAUUUAGUGAAUAUUGUAGGAAAUUAGAUUCAUUAGCUUUUUUACCUACUACAGACGUUAAAGCGGGCAUGGAUUAUUUGAAAAGUGUGAUGUGUGAUGAUGCCAUAGAUUUAGUAACAUAC
This is a messenger RNA of Myzus persicae (green peach aphid), 1385 nucleotides long. RefSeq lists its product as uncharacterized. The record is from RefSeq and is a predicted model, not a curated record. The transcript is spliced from 2 exons. The annotation marks the transcript as partial. Lineage: Eukaryota; Metazoa; Arthropoda; Insecta; Hemiptera; Aphididae.